AUGAUGAAGAAGAAAGCCUCCAACCGCCGACAUCGGACAUUGUGGGCAUUCACCGUCGUUACUGUGGUGUACUUUGGACACUAUGUGCUUUUUCUGUCUCGCCUGACACCUCGAUUCCAAAGAUUCUUGGAUACAACAAUCAAUAAUGGCAUGCUCGACCUUCCCGCAAUCGCUGCCAAAACAGGGACGUAUGAUUCGCCCUCUCCAAGAACAACCGGCUUUGUCAGCUGUCUCUGCAAUAGCAGUGAUCGAGAGUCUGUACUCCAGGUUCUGGCAUUGGCUCAAUCACUACAAAGUUGGAGGGACGAAGAAAGAGGAUGGGUGUUGGAGAUUUAUCACAAUGGCCAAUUGAGUCGAUUUUUGCAGGCUCACUUGGAAUCCCAAUAUGCGUCUUUUGUGACGGUGAUUGACCUCUCAUGGUACUACGAGGCCACCAGUGACGACAACCUCUGUCUCGCUCAAGCGCUAAAGACAGCCUCUUUGAAGCAUGCGUUGGUCGUCCCAUCGUCCAUUCAAUUUCUACAAAGUCCAAAAUCAAUAUUGCUCGGAUUGCAAGAACAACACUCACAGCAUCAGGCAUGCCAAAAGGAAGAAUGCCGUACUUGUGUCACGUUGGCAACUUCUGGCACCAAUACACAAAUGGAUCCUUCAGAUCUCGUAGACGACAAAAUAUGUCAAGUCCCACUCGCUUCUGUUUUCACAAAGACGGACACUGUCCAUCAUGCCUCUCUCAGCAAGUCCACGCAGAUUGGUACUACGCACUCCAGCAAUAAUAGAAUGGUCUGGAUGGAAUAUUCUACCCAAUUCCUUCAAUGGUAUUCAGUCAAUGAUUACAGCGAGGAAACAAUCACAACAACGACAAUUGACGGCAGCAUUUCUUCCAACGACAAUCAAAUCCUUCAAAAGCACUUGCAGCAACACCAGACACAGAUGAGGCAAGCAAGACGACUGAUACUCAUGGAUCGACCCAUCGAAUGGGUAGCCUUUGACACGGGAUUCCACGUCGGGAAAAGUGCGACGCUCAACACGCUCCAAGCUGCCAACCAAUCUCUGCAAGCCGGAACCAAAAUGCUCAACAUUGAUAUUGGUCUUACCAGCGAUUUCCAAUUGGUGGCCGUCCACAAUGACAAGAGUAUUACUCCUGCCGAUUUUGCCGAUAGCAAAUUGAAAACGUCCAUCUUUCAAAUGCCGGCAAAACAAGCCGUCAAGUUGAUCAGUCCCUGUCUUCCAAGAGACAUUGUCACGUCCAGCUUGUUGCCUGGCAAUCCCUACCAACCUUAUCACUGUCAACCCGAACCGGUGGCCUUUGUAUCGGAUUUUGUCCGACUCGUCCAGGAACACGACAGCAAACAUCGCCAGAAGGAACCAACAGAGAUCAUUUUGGAUUUGAAAGCACCACAGGUGGCACUGCAAAUACAACAAGCUCGAAUAUUGGCCAAGGACAUUGUUCCAUCUUUACGAGGUCAAACAGUGGCUGUGCGAUUCUUUUCGGUCUUCCAAGAAGAAGAUAGACUUGCUGCCACUGUGUUUCCGCAAGAAGCAUUGCAAGCAUUACGAACGGACAGCGAGUUGCGGGGCAUUGGAUAUUAUGUGAAUGUUCCGUCCAAACUGGCGUGCCACCAAAUAGGGUAUUGGAUCCAGAAUCAGACAGGCUUUAUCAACCAAAACAUUCGUGGCUGUUUUGUGAUUCAGAAGCAUGAAAACAUUGCAGCCAGCUGGAGGGAAUUCACCAAAGAAAACAGUAUCAACAGGUUCGAAAGACCCCGGAUGCAAACUGAUAUGCGAAUGGAAUCGCAACAACGGCUCAAAUAUAUUUGUGAUGUGCCCCGUAAGCAAUCCUUUGUUAACCCAUCCUUGUGGGCCAAAGAGUAUGUGCGCUGCGUGGAAGAUGGAUUUGACUACAUCCACGACCCCUUUCCGCCUCCAUCGUCCGUACUAGAAGCUGCCAUGGAAGAACAGGAACAGUCGCCCAGACCCAUAUCAAGUAUUCAAGAUUUUGGCACUUUGGCUCGACGGAUCAUCCAACGCCACCUGCAACGCAAUCAGACGAACCCUAGAGGAAACCCGCAGUUGAUUCAUUGGGGUUUUGGCACUGCCACCGAUGAAAUUGAGUACCAGUGGUUCGCGGGGUCGCAGAUGAUCAAGCAAAGCGAUGGAACAACAUUACUCACCAAAGAAAAUCGCAACAUGCGCUGCAUAACCAAAGUUCUUUCCGUCAUGCUAUUUCUCAAGUUUCAAGAGAUGGGCUACCUGAAUAUCAACGACAAGAUAGUCGAUGGAGACAACAAUACGCACCCAAUGACAUUCCGACACGUUUUCUCCAACGUGGGUGGAUCCAAUGGCACCAUCAUUGGAAAGAACUUCCGUUACACUAAUGAUCUGUGGUACUUGAUCCCUGGCGCCUUCGAACGCAUCACCGGGAUGAAGUUCGUAGAUUGCGUGAAGGAGUAUGUGAUUGAGCCAAUGGGCUUGACCGGACAGUAUGACGCCACCAAUAAGACUAUGCCGCCUCUUGCUGGUCGGGGCUACAAUGGGCACCCAACAGAUAUAGCUGUGAUUGGAGCGACCCUGGCAGCGUCUGGUAUCUCCCCCAAGACUCGGAAACAAGUUGUAUCGCCAGAAAGUGUCCAACUUAUGCUGCAAGAUACCAUCUCUACUCCUAACUUGACCGAGUCCUUCAAUAGAGACAAGAUUGUCCUUGAAAUGGACCGGCUCUACAACCAAACGGGUCUGUUUCCGAAUGGCUUCUGCAACGGGUACGGGAUGGGCGUAUGGCUCGUCGAUGGUUGGCGACAUACAGCACAAGGGCUGCCCAUCGAGGCAUACCUAUCACAAGGUUCCGGUAUGGUGUAUAGUGAUACGACGGGGUUGGUCAUUUCGUUCAGACCAAACGGCAUCUUUACGGUUUUCAAUGUAAGAUCCUUUGUCAAAAUUGUGCGGGACAUUGGAAAUGCAAUCCUCGACUUCGGUCCUGGAACCACUGUGUCUCCUCCUCAAGAGCAAACUGGUCCUGCAUCUCCUCCUCAAGAGCAAACUACGCGGCGACCGUCACCAUCCACGAUGCGCACCCGGACGGGCCGACAUUCUACUCUUUUGUCGGCGGCUCAUCUCGCUGGAUUAACGAACCGUGUCAGAGACCAAGAUGAUGGCACUGGAUCAACGAACAUUGUCAGAAACCAAGAGGGGAAAAGGGAAGACCUGGACCGGGAAGAGAAGAAGAAAGACAGCAAAAGAGCGGAUGCGAGGAAGAAGACAAAGAACAAGAAGAAAGAAAACUAG
Seminavis robusta is the source of this 3279-nucleotide messenger RNA. Lineage: Eukaryota; Bacillariophyta; Bacillariophyceae; Naviculales; Naviculaceae. The record is from the annotation of a GenBank genome assembly.